This is a messenger RNA of Bursaphelenchus okinawaensis, 3002 nucleotides long. NCBI's taxonomy places the organism in Eukaryota, Metazoa, Nematoda, Chromadorea, Rhabditida, Aphelenchoididae. The record is from the annotation of a GenBank genome assembly.
AUGAGCAAAAUUAGACUUUGUAAGUGAAUCUUAAGAAGUGAAUACAUUUCAUUCAAAUUCAAAAUUCCCUAUGAAAUCCAAAAUUUCUUAAAAAAUUAUUCAUUUCUUGUUUAUCUCGGCUCGAGUUCGGUUCAUCGUGUUCUUCGGAUCAGCUCUCAAAAAACCCCGUGUUCGAGAUCAUAAACAGAAGGAUUGUGAAGUAAGUUGCUUAAAAUUAUUCACAUACAUCUAAUUAAUACUUACCGAGGCUCUCCCAUGUUUUUUUUUGGAAAGAUCAAGGGAAGAAGCAAGUGCAAUAUCAAAAGUUAAAAGUAAAGUUUAAAAUAACAUGCCUUGCCAUUUUAGAUGUGUAUCGUGAAGAAAAAGCAAAAAGAAGAACCAGAACCCGGAAAUGAUGGCAAGUCGGAUCGGUAAGAAACAAAACUUUAUUUUUGGCAUCUUCUGGCGUAUAAAAAAGGCCUGCAGGCUGCGUUUUGAAGAAAAAUAGGCCGCGACUGGAAGUUUUUGUGUAAAAUUACGUUUUUGCAAAGAUUUGUGAAUGAGUGCUAGUAAAACUUUAGAUUCUUGAUAAAAUAAGUUCUUUUUAACUUAUUUUAUAUAUUUUUCGUGUUAUUUUUACUUUUUUAUCAGCUUCAUAAUAUUAUCCAUCUUUCAGUCCCAAAGACGACUCCGCCAAGAAGUCAAACUCGGCCAAAUCACCGGACGUCGAAGACGAUGGCCUCAAGAUUGAAGACGAAUGUCCAGAGAAUGCUCAGGUGGUCGAUUGUGACCUUGGGGAGUCGAUGAAGUCUGUCAAGGCGACGAAAAAGAAAAAGUUCACAGACAAACCCGACGUUACCUACGCAAAUGAGUUCACUGUCCGCGGAGUCGAAGCGCUUGUCAAGGAAUACAGUUCGAUACAUAAAUAUGAUGCACCUGGGGCUAAGUUUGAUGCCUUUCACAAAAAUAAGGAGAAAAAUCGGUAAGAAUUUGAGGUUUUCUUUUGAUUUUUAGGUAUUUGCGGGAAAAUCGGCAUGUGUAAUAUAAUUUUGGUCGUAAAAGAGUUAGCUUUUGAUCAAAAUGAAGAUUUUUAUUUUAUUUUGUUGAGAAGAUGUCGAAGAUUGUGUUUCGAGUCAGUUUUAUUUUAUUUGAGGAAAAAUUUAAUAGAUUUAUGGGUUUAUCUUAAAAUUGCGCAUGGGUAAUAUAAUUUUUAUCAAACAAUCGUUAGCUUUCGGUCAGAAUAGGACAUUCUUAUCAUUUUUAGUGUAAAAUACGUUGUAGAUUGCGGAUCAUUGGUAACUUUUGGAAAUGAAAUCUAUGUUUCUGAGAUUUAUGUUUUCUUUGAGUUUUGGCAAGAAUAAUAUAAGUUUGACCCCAAAAUCGUUAGUUUUUUAUAAAGCCAAACAACUUAUAUUGUCUUAUGUUUGCUUAAGAAGGUUAUGCUAAUUGUUUUUUUAGGUAUUGCGAUGUUCCGUGUCUUGAUCCAGAGCCAGGUAAUGAGAUCUCGCCCUCUUACUAUCAUGGAAACUUUGUCUUUUUUCCUAAUGAAAAGGUGAGUUUAUCUUGAUAAAUUUGGGCUUUCUAGAUGCUUUUAGAUGUGUUUAAUAAAAUGCUAUCAAAUUUGAACCAUAAAAUUAUCGUUUUUUUUACAAAAAAUAUUGUUUUAGACUCCACGUUACCUGAUCUGUGAGGGUCCGUUGCCGACGACGACCGAUACGUUUGCCAAAUUGCCAGAGAUAAAUGAAGUCACAUGUAUUGUGCAGUUAUGCGAUUGGGUAGAAAUGGGCAAAGCAAAGUGUUAUCAAUACAUACCAAGUGAGCCGAACAAGCCAAACCCUCACAAUAUUACACUGAAGAGCAAUGUUGAGGACGCAGAGGUGCCAGAAGGAACGACUAUUAGCGCGUGCACGUUUGGCAAUCAAGAGUAAGGGUUAGGAUGGAGACUGGAGAGGGUUUGCAGAGGAUUUUAAAUGGCAUUUGAUGCUAAACGGCACUUAAUUUUUAAAAGUUUUGGGAUUUGACAAAAAAUUUUAAAUUUUUGGUUGAAUUUGAAAUUUUUUGACGUUUUUUGAAUUUCAGGGUAACUCACGUUAAGUUUACUGCAUGGCCUGAUCAUUGUGCACCAAGUAAAUCAAAAACUGUCACUGAUUUGAUAAAUCUGUCGAAGAAGUACAACAAAAACAAGGAUCGACCGGUCAUGGUGCACUGUUCCGCAGGUAAAUUUUAGUUUUUUUAUUUUUACUGUAUUCAAAAAUGAAUUUUGUGAGCACCAUACCAAAUGUAUUUAAAAUUUAAAACAACAUAUCUUGCAAGUGUAUAUUUAUGGAUAUUGUUGUAGGUAUCGGAAGGUCUGGAACGUUCAUAGCUAUGGAUUUGUUAAGAGAACGGUUUGCGCAAUUUGAUGGUUCUUUUACUAUCAUCGAGGUAGGAUAACAUUUUUUAUCGAUAAAUAUUGUUAUUUUAUAUCUUGUAAAAAAACGUCUUGCCCUUUUUUGUUUUGUAAAGAAAGUUUUUGUUAUUUUAUGCUUUUUAAAGAAAGUUUUUACCAUUUUAUGUUUUGUAAAGAAAGUUUUUACCAUUUUCUGUUUUGUAAACAAAGUUUUGGCCAUUUUUUGUUUUGUAAAGAAAGUUCUUGCCCUUUUUGUUUUGUAAAGAAAAUUCUCGUCAUUUAUAUUAGCUUUUACUAAUACCCGACUCCAUUUUCAGCUACUAAAAUACAUUCGGAAAUACAGAGCCAGAGCCAUUCAAACAGCACCACAAUACCUGUUUCUGCACGUGGCUUUCCUGGAUUUGCUCGAGGAGAAGUACGGUGCAGAAGUUGUGACGGCAAAAAUGAGAACAUUUAGGAAACGCUACGACAAAUACAUUAGGGCAGUGGCUGCGAAACUGGCGGUAAGAAGGAUAUUAUGAUCUGUUGUUGACAACAAAUUUUAAUUUUUUUAAAUUUUUAACUUUCAAUUUUUUAAUUUCAGCACCCUCCGCCAAAGACGAACACAACUCAACAAACGACACGAACUACUUAG